This is a messenger RNA of Acomys russatus (golden spiny mouse), 1703 nucleotides long. RefSeq names its product AE binding protein 2 (gene Aebp2). Gene Ontology annotation, cellular component: ESC/E(Z) complex. The transcript is spliced from 9 exons. The coding region runs from base 16 to 1560 and encodes 514 amino acids. Lineage: Eukaryota; Metazoa; Chordata; Mammalia; Rodentia; Muridae. Gene Ontology annotation, biological process: regulation of transcription by RNA polymerase II. The record is from RefSeq and is a predicted model, not a curated record.
GCAGCAGGCGCCGCCAUGGCCGCCGCGCUCGCCGACAUGGCCGACCUGGAGGAGCUCUCCCGCCUCAGCCCGCUGCCCUCCGGCAGCCCCGGGCCCGCGGCGCGCGGCCGGGCUGAGCCGCCCGAAGAAGAGGAGGAGGAGGACGACGAGGAGGCGGAGGCGGAGGCGGUGGCCGCGCUGCUGUUGAACGGGGGAGCGGGCGGCGGCGGCGGUGGCGGCGGCGCGGGGGGCGGCGAGGCGGAGACCAUGUCGGAGCCGAGCCCCGAGAGCGCCAGCCAGGCGGGCGGGGACGAGGACGAGGAGGAGGAGGACGAUGAGGACGAGGGCAGCAGCAGCGGCGGCGCCGAGGAGGAGAGCAGCGCCGAGAGCCUGGUGGGCAGCAGCAGCGGCGGCUGCAGCGGCGACGAGACGCGCUCGCUGAGCCCGGGCGCGGCGAGCAGCAGCAGCGGCGAUGGGGACGGGAAGGAGGGCCUGGAGGAGCCCAAGGGACCGCGGGGCGGCCCCGGCGGCCCGGGCAGCGGAGGCGGUAGUAGCAGCAGUAGCGUGGUGUCGAGCGGAGGCGACGAGGGCUACGGCACCGGGGGAGGCGGGAGCAGCGCGACCUCCGGGGGCCGGAGGGGCAGCCUGGAGAUGUCGUCGGACGGGGAGCCGCUGAGCCGCAUGGACUCAGAGGACAGCAUAAGCAGUACCCUAAUGGACGUAGACAGCACAAUUUCCAGUGGGCGUUCAACUCCAGCAAUGAUGAAUGGACAAGGGAGCACUACUUCUUCAAGCAAACACAUUGCCUAUAAUUGUUGUUGGGACCAGUGCCAGGCAUGCUUCAACUCCAGCCCAGACCUGGCAGACCACAUCCGUUCCAUACAUGUAGAUGGUCAGCGUGGAGGGGUGUUUGUUUGCUUGUGGAAAGGUUGUAAGGUGUAUAACACCCCAUCAACCAGUCAGAGUUGGUUGCAGCGGCACAUGCUGACACACAGCGGGGACAAACCUUUCAAGUGUGUAGUUGGUGGCUGCAAUGCCAGCUUUGCUUCUCAGGGAGGGCUAGCUCGCCAUGUACCCACACACUUCAGUCAGCAGAAUUCCUCAAAAGUUUCUAGUCAGCCAAAGGCCAAAGAAGAAUCUCCUUCUAAAGCUGGAAUGAACAAGAGGAGGAAACUAAAGAACAAAAGACGGCGUUCGCUACCGCGACCACAUGAUUUCUUCGAUGCACAAACACUGGAUGCCAUAAGACAUCGAGCCAUAUGCUUUAACCUCUCAGCUCAUAUAGAAAGUUUAGGGAAGGGACACAGUGUUGUUUUUCAUAGUACUGUAAUAGCUAAAAGAAAGGAGGAGUCUGGAAAGAUAAAGCUUUUGCUUCAUUGGAUGCCUGAAGAUAUCCUGCCAGAUGUAUGGGUGAAUGAAAGUGAACGACAUCAGUUAAAAACUAAAGUAGUUCAUUUAUCAAAGCUACCCAAAGAUACUGCCUUGCUGUUGGACCCAAACAUUUACAGAACAAUGCCACAGAAGAGGUUGAAGAGAACUCUGAUAAGAAAAAUGUUCAAUUUGUAUUUAAGCAAACAGUGAACGACAUUUGCAAUCAACUAAAAAUUCGUCUAUCGAAUUAGGUCUGAGAAUAACUGUCUAAGAGUGUUGCCAUAUGUCUGGCUCCCUUUUCAGGACUAGGGUCUCAUGGGGUACAGUGUCAAUGGUUUUUGGAGGGAAAAAAA